CUUGUGCACACUGCUGCUCUCACUCACUCACUCACUCCCAAACACGCUGCUGCUGUUCUCUGUGGCUGGCAGGCAUGGACAGUAUUAAAGACGGCUGGUUCACAGAGUCCUGCGCGUUAUGGCCGGGACAAGCGAUGAGCCUCCAAGUAGAAGAGGUCCUUCAUCGCCAAAAAUCCAAAUUUCAAGAUGUUAUGGUUUUCAGGAGUAAAACCUAUGGAAACGUCCUGGUGCUGGACGGAGUGAUCCAGUGCACUGAGAGAGAUGAGUUUGCCUACCAGGAAAUGAUUGCCAACCUUCCACUGUGCAGUCAUCCGUGUCCCAAGAAGGUGCUGAUUAUUGGGGGUGGAGAUGGUGGCGUGUUGAGGGAGGUGGUGAAGCAUCCCCUGGUGGAGUCAGUGGUUCUGUGUGAGAUAGAUGAGGAUGUCAUUAACGUAUCCAAGAAGUUCCUCCCAGGAAUGGCCAAAGGCUUUUUCAGUCCCAAACUCACCCUCCACGUUGGGGACGGCUUUGAAUUCAUGAAGCAGAACCAGGAUGCCUUUGAUAUCAUUAUAACUGAUUCCUCAGACCCAGUCGGACCCGCUGAAAGUUUGUUCAAGGAGUCCUACUAUCAGCUCAUGAAGGCAGCAUUGACCAGCGGUGGAAUCCUUUGCUCCCAAGGAGAGUGUCAAUGGCUUCAUUUGGAGUUGAUAAAGGAGAUGCGGAUCUUCUGCAAGACACUAUUCCCUGUGGUGGACUACGCCUACAGCACCAUCCCAACUUAUCCCAGUGGUCAAAUUGGAUUCAUGCUCUGUAGUAAAAGUCCUGAAACAAAUUUCAGGGAACCAGUGAACGCAAUGUCAAAAGAAGAAGUGGAAAGUAUGAACCUAAAAUAUUACAACGCAGAAGUUCACAAAGCAUCAUUUGUUCUCCCCGAGUUUGCGAGGAAGGUUCUCAGCGAAGCGUGACCAGAAACGGACCGCCGUGUUCCUCCUCGACCCGUCUACCUGCCCCCUCAGACCACAGAAACAAAUGACCUCGUUUUUACAACUUCCUCACCUCCUCAGCAUAGGUCACCUUCACCAAGAGACAUCAGUCGGUGGGAAGUAACUGAGUAGUAAUCUCGUGUCAGUGUUUCCCUCCUACAGUCUUACACACUCUUGGUGUUUCUCACGUAUUCAGAUUUUUAUUUCUGUAAAUGUUUCAUCAGCGUUUGGUGGAAAAGCAGUUUGAUGAGCGGGGCUGAGGGAAGCGCGUUGCCAUCAUCCUGACCUCAUUCUGAAAGGGUGUACUGUUUAUUUGAUUCACUGUAACUACAUAUUAUGCAAUAUGUUACCCACAUUUUAGAGUAUAUAAACUGUAUUCAUGUAUUGCUGCAUAUUUGUGUUAUAUCUGUGCUCGUUGGAAAAUACAGUAACCAUUUGUCAUGACUAAACAUUCAGGUUAUUGAUCGUUCUGAGACACAUGAACUUUAUAGUGCCUGAUAUUAAUGUUUUCCGGAAGAGAAAAGCUUGUCUGUAUCUAACGUAGAUGGUAUCCGACACAAGAGAGGAGUACGAUCCCUUUUUAAUAUCAACUUGAGAUCACAUACAUUUGACUGACUUUGAAACAAAACUCUAAUAUUAGUAUUAAAAUGUAAAAUGGCUGCUUAAAAAAGAAUAGUAAAAAUCAAGUACAUUCAUGGAGAUUGUCAGAUCACGAUGUUUUGUUUAUUUCGUUUUUUUUUAAGGACGUCAAUUCAUUAUGCAAUUAUAAACUACACAAUUGGGUGUUGUCUACUGGUAGUAAGCCUGCAGUCAUAUUGCAGCAUAUUUAUAUUUCUUCAUUUGGAAAACUAAUGUUUCUUUUUGAUUAAUUUAGUGAAUUAAUGUAAAAUAACAAUGAUAAUAAUUUACUAUGUAAGUCAAGAUUAUCUCUGUUGAGCCAUGGUGUUAUACCGAAACAAUUAAUUUGUGUUUUUAUAAGAAUUAUGAACUAAUAAAUUGGUAACAAAUUUUA
This is a messenger RNA of Cololabis saira (Pacific saury), 1974 nucleotides long. RefSeq names its product spermidine synthase (gene srm). The coding region runs from base 75 to 944 and encodes 289 amino acids. The transcript is spliced from 8 exons. Lineage: Eukaryota; Metazoa; Chordata; Actinopteri; Beloniformes; Belonidae. Gene Ontology annotation, molecular function: spermidine synthase activity. Gene Ontology annotation, cellular component: cytosol. Gene Ontology annotation, biological process: spermidine biosynthetic process. The record is from RefSeq and is a predicted model, not a curated record.